Messenger RNA from Erythranthe guttata (spotted monkey flower), 736 nucleotides. RefSeq names its product thioredoxin H-type 1. NCBI's taxonomy places the organism in Eukaryota, Viridiplantae, Streptophyta, Magnoliopsida, Lamiales, Phrymaceae. Gene Ontology annotation, molecular function: protein-disulfide reductase activity. The record is from RefSeq and is a predicted model, not a curated record.
UUGUUGCUUACAGAAAACGCCAGAAGAAAGAAAAUAAAAAAUUCGUUAAAAAAAAAAAAAAAUUCUCUGUAAAAUUGAAAAUGGCUUCUUCUUCAGAAGAGGGACAAGUUCUUGGCUGCCAUUCCGUCGAGCAGUGGAAGGAUCUCUUCCAGAAGGGCGUUGACUCUAAGAAACUCGUGGUGGUAGAUUUCACGGCUUCAUGGUGUGGACCGUGUCGUUUCAUUGCCCCGAUCUUGGCCGAAAUUGCCAAAAAGACACCACAUGCUAUUUUCCUCAAGGUCGAUGUAGACGAACUCAAGAGUGUGGCUGAGGAAUACCACGUUGAGGCCAUGCCGACGUUUCUGUUCUUCAAAGAAGGCAAGGAAGUUGAUAAGGUUGUGGGGGCAAAGAAGGAAGAUUUACUGGCUAAGAUCACUGCACAUGCUACUCUUACUGCAUGAAGUUUGCUCUAAGAUUUAAGUCGUGUCUUCUAUUCUGGGCUUGUAAUAAUAAAAACAUAGCUGCUCGAUCACAACCUUCUAUCUUUACUUUAAAGCCCCUCCUAUUGUAAUGUAUUUUCUCGGUUUUAUGUGGAUUGCUUUGUUAACGUGACGAAAAUAAUUUAGUUAUUCGACAGUUGUUUCGCUUGAUCACAACCUUUUAUCUUUACUUUAAAGCCCCUCCUAUUGUAAUGUAUUUUCUCGGUUUUAUGUGGAUUGCUUUGUUAACGUGACGAAAAUAAUUUAGUUAUUCGACA